UUGUCUAGCAAACGAGAGUAAAUUGGCAGACAUUGGGUUUGAAAAGAGCUGUCUUUCUAUUUAUUUUUUUGUUUUUUUUGCUUUUUGUUCCUGGGGGGUUAAAAAAACAAGCCACAGUGUGAAGGUGUCAAGAUUUGGGGGGACCACACCCUAUUUACGGGGAUCUAAACCUUUUGGAGUACCAGUUUCUCUUUUUCUCUUGUUUAAAAACUUUUUUUUUGGAAAACAUGGCUGAAUUGUCAAACAAAAUGGAAGAGUUGAAGCUCGAAGGUACUCCCGUCGAAGUAGCUGCCGUCUCGCAAAAUGUCACACCUUGGGAAGUCGAGGGAGCUGUUGUCGAUGGCGUUCAACAAGCCAUUGAUUAUAACAAGUUAAUUGACCAAUUCGGUACUCGACCUAUUGAUGCUGCCUUGUUGGAGCGUUUCGAGACUUUAACUGGUCGCAAACCUCACAUCUUUUUGAGAAGAGGCACUUUCUUUUCUCACAGAGAACUUGGCGUUAUUUUGGAUCGUUUCGAACAAAAGAAGCCCUUCUUUUUAUACACCGGUCGUGGACCUUCUUCUGCUUCAAUGCAUUUAGGCCAUAUGGUCCCCUUUGUGUUCUGCCAAUGGCUUCAAGAUGUAUUCAACGUACCUAUCGUGAUUCAAUUGACAGAUGACGAAAAGUUCUUGUUCAAGGCCAACUUGACUGUAGAAAUGUGUCAUCAAUUUGCUUUCGAUAAUGCUAAAGAUAUUAUUGCCUGUGGUUUCAAGCCCGAAAAGACCUUCAUCUUUUCCAACCUUGACUUUGUCGGAGGUCCCUUUUACCACAACGUUGUAAGAAUUUCUCGUUGUAUCACCUUAAAUCAAUCCAAGGCCACAUUUGGUUUCAAUGACAGUGACAAUGUGGGUAAAGCCCAUUUUGUUGCUGUUCAAGCCGCCCCUUCUUUCUCCAACAGUUUCCCUCAAAUCUUUGGUGAAAAGAAAGAUAUCCCUUGUCUCAUUCCUUGUGCUAUUGAUCAAGAUCCUUAUUUCCGUUUAACGCGUGAUGUUGCCAAGCGUUUGAAAUACCCUAAGCCUUGUCUUAUUCAUGCCAAAUUCUUCCCUGCUUUACAAGGUCCUCAAACAAAGAUGAGUGCUUCCAUCGAUACCUCUGCCAUCUUCAUGACAGAUACCGCCAAGCAAAUCAAAAACAAGAUCAACAAGCAUGCUUUCUCUGGUGGAGGAGCUACUGUGGAAGAACAUAGAGCUAAUGGUGGUAACCCUGAUGUCGAUGUUGCCUACCAAUAUCUUUCAUUCUUCAUGGAGAGUGAUGACGAGUUAAAGCAUAUCCACGAUACAUACAAAUCUGGUGAAUUAAUGACGGGUGAAUUAAAAAAGAUUUGUAUCGAAACUUUGCAAAAAUUUGUUACCGAUUUCCAAGAAAGAAAGAGCAAGGUCACUGACGAAAUGAUUGCUUAUUAUAUGGACAAGAACAGAAAAAUUGAAAUCUAAAUAACUUAAUAAAAAUCAUGUGUAAUGACUGGAUGAUCAGGAUGAAUGCUGGUUAAAGCAAUUUAGUCGCAGAAGCAAAAUAUCAUCCACUGCAAAUAUAUAAUAAUAG
Messenger RNA from Mucor mucedo, 1581 nucleotides. RefSeq lists its product as uncharacterized. Gene Ontology annotation, cellular component: cytoplasm. Lineage: Eukaryota; Fungi; Mucoromycota; Mucoromycetes; Mucorales; Mucoraceae. Gene Ontology annotation, biological process: tryptophanyl-tRNA aminoacylation. Bases 228 to 1472 code for a protein of 414 amino acids. Gene Ontology annotation, molecular function: ATP binding; tryptophan-tRNA ligase activity. The record is from RefSeq and is a predicted model, not a curated record. The transcript is spliced from 5 exons.